Molecule: messenger RNA, 4258 nt
Organism: Nicotiana tabacum (common tobacco)
Lineage: Eukaryota; Viridiplantae; Streptophyta; Magnoliopsida; Solanales; Solanaceae
Source: RefSeq, a predicted model, not a curated record
AUUACUUCUGAGAUUUACUUAUUACAACCAUUAUAACUUUCUUAUUAAGAUUCGUUACACGAGUUGCUUUUCUAUUCUUGCUUUGCCGGCUGUAAGUCGGGGCAAAGUUUUGUUGCUUUUCAUUCCUCUCGAUAGUCGGAUUCUUUCUUGUGGUUGUUGUUCGAAAUGCAUCACUACAAUUAUUAGGUUUAUUUUGCUGUUGAAACUCUGGUCGCGGGAGCUAUUUAUUUGGAUUCCUGAUUUUCUUAUUAAUUCGGCGCUUCAGGAACUGGUUAGCUUCCUGGCAAUGCAAUCCUUUUAUUUUCUCCCUCUAUAUGGUAGUUCUUUGUAAAGUAGCCGCUUUAGUUUAUUCAUGUUUGAGUUGCCUGAAUGUGUAAAGCAUUCUGCUAGGAAGCGUGCAGGUCAGUUCUUCCUCUUCUUGUUGGUGUGUUUUGCUCGAGUUCUGUGAUCCCUAUCCAUACUAGAAAGCAUGAUCGUAGGACUGAGAAUUGCUAAAACGGGUGAAACCUAUUGUUUUGAUAAAACUAGAGAGAUCUGCUUAAUAUGUUAUAUUCGAGUAUCGGGUACCAUUCUUAAUUUUAGUUGAUAUGCAGAAUUUGAUAAUUAGACACCGUUGCUUGUAUGAUUAACAUGGUAAUUAUUUCGUAAAAAAGAGACUUAAAUCCGUUAUGUGAAAUGUCUGUGAGAUGUGUAUGUUGUAUGUGCGAGGAAGGCAAGUUUCUAUUAAAAUCAACAAGAUUUGGAUUGCUACUUAUUUCCUUCUUUUACUUAGUUUAAGUUAUGGACAAUAUGAAUAACUAAAGAUUCUCCCUUUCAGAAUUAAUAUUGAAGGUUGAUUAUCUGUUUUUAAUAAGAGCUUUUCAGUUGUAUGUAUAAUGUGUCAUUGCAUGUUUAAUUAUCAAAUAACUGACUACUAUGGAUAUUGUUUACCCAAAAAACGGAUAGAGUUAAAUUUGUACGCAGUUCUAAAGAUAUGUGGUAUCACUUAAUACAAAUCGUAGGAAUAAAUAGAAAUAUCAAAUAUUAAUUGCAAAUAAUGCAAAAUAAACAAGGUUGGAAAGAAAAUAAUUUUUAGGACUAAGCAAGAUGAUUCAGUUAAUGAAACCUAAAAGAAUAAUCCUUGAAUAUCUGAGAAUAUGGUGCUUGAAUUACCAUGUAAGCAUGAAACAAAUGCCUUCUACAGAAAUGUGGCUAUCCCCUUUAUAGUGGAGGAUCCUUUCUUAGAUAUAAUUAAAAUACAUAGGAGAGAACCCAUGAUAAAUCAACUUUUCCCUAAUUUUCGCCGAGAUUCUCUCCCUUAGUGUGUUUGCAACGGCUCUUGUCUGUGAGCUCGAGUUCGAUCGGCCUCGGUGCUGGUCGGUAUUGCUCCUAGAGCUCGAUAUGGAUUCGGGAUCGGGUGAUGAUUCGGACUUGGUCGUGGUUGGCCUCUGCCCCAUAAGAUCGAAAUCAUCUCAUCAUAGUUCGAUUCGGACCCGAGCUCGAUAAUGACUUCAAACUCAGUGUUUGACUUAUACCUGAAAUCUGACGCUCAUUCGUACCAUCUUCGGAACCUAACCCGAUAUUACGAAGUCUUUCUUCGAUCCAUUAUGUUUCGACCUCGAUCAAUGGUAUGAAGGCCGAAAUCUAUUUUUACCGUAUACAGAUAGUCCCCUCGUUUCUCGGGAAGGAUGUGGUGAGAAAUAAUAUGAUUUUUCAAUGGCUCGAUUGGAUUAUAAGCUGAUGUUCACAUUGAGCUCGAUCAUGACGCACGUGAUAGCUUUCCCGUCGAUUUAGUUUUUCAAGGCAUUUAAUGCAUGUCAGACGGUUGUCGGCCACCGCUGAUAUUGAACCAUCAUUGGUUUAAUAUAUAAAUAGCCCUUCCUUUUACCAUUUAUCACUUUUACAACUCCAAUCUUCCAUACUUCCCAAGUUUGUUUUCAUACCCUCUAAGUUUAUUCGAAAAUCUAUGAUUCCUCUUUGCAAAAGCCCUUCUUCAAAUUUACCUUAUUCCGGACCUUUAAAUUCAAAAAUGGCGAAAACAUCACAAAUCACUCCUCAGAAAGAAAAAGUUUCAUCUUCACAGUCUGUCGCCGACGAAACAUCAGUAGAGCCACAGCCUUAGGAGUGUAUUCUCGGGGCAUGUGUUCUUACCUCUGAUUUUAAGGUUGAUAAAGGCUCAUCGGUUCCCGGGCGAUGUUAGCCAGUAUAGACGUACAUGUGUUCAAUAACCGAGAAGCACCUCAAACAGCUAAAGAAAUAUUGUAAUUGGGAGAAAAAAGAAAUAAUAAUCCCUUCUUCUGACGAAGAUAUCACCACUUAUGUGAAAGGGUUUUUGAGUGUGUAUACUUACCUUUUCACGUUAGUCCCCCUCGACUUGAUUCGAUACUUUGUGAACAAAAUCAAUGGGAUGUCGUUCACCCUCGAGUAUCUCAUCUGAUUGUACCGUCCUCGACUUUUAUGAGGAGGGUUAAUAAAACUUCAGCGUCGGGCUACCAAGGCUCUGUUCUCGAGCAUUGACGAGGAUAGGGAUCGAGGCUGGAUGGAAAGGUUUGUUCAAGUAAGGACUUUGGACCUGAUUCCGACUGAAAAGAUGUCUUUUCCCGAGGAUUGGAAUAUGAAAUCGAUUCCCUGGAUGCCCGGAGCAGUUCCCGAUCUCGAAAACUAGGUACGAGACCUAUCUUCAACCUCCACAUACGCUGAGCGCUCAUGGGGUGAUUUGUCAAAAGGCCGAUGGGAGGCCAUAAAUCAUGGUGUGGGUAAAGAUGCAGUUUUGAGGCCCUCGUCCUUCGAGGAAGAGGCUUCGGCUUCUCUUCCAAAGCCGGUGAAAGACAAAAAAAAAAGAGCCUAUGUUCCCGAAGAUCCAAAGCUGAAGAAGAGGACGACUCAUAAGCCGAACAAGAAUACCAUUCCUUUGACCGUAGAAUCAGUUUUGCAUUUAAUGCACGAAGAAGAAGAAGAAGAAGAGAACAAUGGGUCCGCGCUGGCGGCUCGAACGAAGAAACCACCGAUGUCCCACAGGCAGCUAGAUCGAUGAUGGUUCAUAAGGCUCUUCCUCGAACUAAGGAUAUAUCAGAGCAAUAUUUGGGCAGUGUCCCGGAGUUGUCGGAGAUCGAAGAUGCUUCCCAUCGAAGCCAACAUAUGGAGGAUAGGUCUGAAGAGGCUCUCCUCGAAUCUCUUCGAACAAAGAGAAUUCUCCAGGUGUUUCACUUGGGGCAGUAUCAGUCGAAGACUCACCCACCUUCCCUGAUUUUUCUGCAUGGGCAAUUCGAGAAGCCCAAGCUUUGGGGGCCCUUGAGCUAGACAUGCCACAUGAUGGAGAGGAUCCUUUUCGUGACCUGUUUACAAGUGUCGAGGACGUUGUCGGUACCAAUGAUGUACUAGAUCUUUUUCAUGGGGUACAACAUUCUUUGAAUCAAGCCGCGACAGUUCAUCGAGAAACAUGUUCUCGGUCCUGAACUAAGUUGCAUCGAUACGAGGCCGACCUUCAAUGGGUUACGAAGGAGAGGAACUCCCUUAAACUCCUCUUAGGGAAAAGGGGAGAGGAACUAAAAGACCUCCGAGCUAAGUUGGCCAAGGCUCGCCAAGAUCAGACCGAUCUGUCCGAGCAGCUGCAGCAAAGAAUUGAGAUGAUCGAAAAAUUCCGUGAAGUAGUCGAUGUGAUAAAAGCGGAGUCUUUGAAGUGGAAAGAGGGUGUAGACCGCUUUGCUGUAGAGAGAGAAGCUGCUCGAGCUCAAGUAUCAUCGGCCGAAAACCAACUUCAAAGAAUGAAGGAGAAAGGGUCGGUUCAAGAAAGAAGAAUAGAGGAGCUCGAUGCUCGGUUGGCCACUGAACUUGCCAAGACCGAAUCUGACGUCGAAAAGGCAAAGGCCGAUGCAGAUGCACUUAUGGCCGUCUAUCAGGCCGAUGCUGAAGCUGCCCAGGUCCAAGCAAGAGAGGAAGCCGAGACCGCCGAUACUCAAGAACAUUGGGUCGCUGAACUUGCUAAGUACCGAUCUCGGAGGGAGACCCUCGAGGAGAUCCAUGCUCGAGGUUUCGAUCUCGCCGAAGAGAUAAAAAGGGCUAAAGAACUCGAGGCCGAUGCUGAAGCCUUGGCUUCCGAUAAUGAUGAUGAUGAUAAUGAUAUUGAUGAUGGGAGUAAGAGCUGGUCCGAGAAUAGGGGGAAGGCCGAUGGAGAAGAGACCGCUCCUGGAGAUAACCAAGAAACUUAGGCCUUAGUUUCUAUGUCGUAAUCAAUCAUGUAAACAAUCUUGUAUAGAUAUAUAAAUAUCUUUUUCUUUUA